Rhododendron vialii is the source of this 576-nucleotide messenger RNA. RefSeq lists its product as uncharacterized. NCBI's taxonomy places the organism in Eukaryota, Viridiplantae, Streptophyta, Magnoliopsida, Ericales, Ericaceae. Gene Ontology annotation, molecular function: nucleic acid binding. The transcript has a single exon. The coding region runs from base 1 to 576 and encodes 191 amino acids. The record is from RefSeq and is a predicted model, not a curated record.
AUGGUUAAUCCUAGCCGUAAAGAUUGGUCAACUCGAUUGAUCGAUGCUUUGUGGGCUUACCGUACUGCGUACAAGACUAUUUUGGGGAUGUCACCAUAUCGGCUGGUCUACGAGAAAGCGUGCCACUUGCCGGUAGAGCUUGAGCAUAAAGCAUAUUGGGCCAUUAAGAAGCUGAAUUUCAAUAUGGUCAAAGCCGAUGCCUGCCGCAAGCUCCAAUUGACGGAACUCGAGGAGUUGAGGUACAAUGCUUACGACCAUUCUAGCGGUUACAAAUCUAAACUCAAAGCCAGGCAUGAUAAUAAAAUUGUGAUUAAAAACUUUGAGCCCGGUCAAAAAGUGUUAUUGUAUAAUUCUCGGUUGCAUUUGCAUCCCGGUAAGCUGCGCUCACGUUGGGCCGGACCUUAUGUUGUCAAAACUGUUUUCCCUCACGGGGCGAUAGAAGUAGAAAGCAUGAGUAACGGUUCCUCUUUCAAAGUUAAUGGUCAAUGGCUUAAGCCUUUCCUUGGCGGCGUUGAAGCUGGCGAGCCCGAUGAGGUUUUGGCCGAUCCCGUUUACACGGAUGGCCCAUCGGUUUAG